CCUCUCUCGCUCUCUCCCCGCCUGCGAGCCGCCGUUCACUCAGUGACUCCCUCCCACCCUCUCUUCCUUCUUUCUCCCUCCGCCGCCCCAGCAUCAGCCGCGCUCCGACUUGCCCCCGGGGUCCCUCCCCCGCCGCCGCCACUGCCACAGCCGGAGGAGCCGGAGCUCCCGAUACAGCAGCACAGGAGGAAAAGGAAGAGGAGGUGGAGAAGAGAAGAAGGCGGGCAGGAAAGCGGGCAGGGAAGCCGGAGCGACCAGUAGGAGGGAGCCGGUGAAUGGGCUUGUGGUGACCCCCGCCCCCCCACCCCAACCCUCCCUUCCCACCCGGUCCCCCAACCCCCCGUCCCCCAUCACAGCCAUCGUCUCUGCCGUGGGAGUCUGAAAAGCCGGAGCCGCCCGAGGAGGAGCCCGAGCCCCCGUCGCCGCCAUGGAGCUGAUCACCAUCCUCGAAAAGACCGUGUCGCCCGAUCGGAUUGAACUGGAAGCGGCGCAGAAGUUCCUGGAGCGGGCAGCUGUAGAGAACCUGCCCACUUUCCUUGUGGAACUGUCCAGAGUGCUGGCAAAUCCAGGAAAUAGCCAGGUUGCCAGAGUUGCAGCUGGGCUACAAAUCAAGAACUCUUUGACAUCUAAAGAUCCAGAUAUCAAGGCACAGUAUCAACAGAGAUGGCUUGCUAUUGAUGCCAAUGCUCGAAGAGAGGUCAAGAACUAUGUUUUGCAGACUUUGGGUACGGAAACCUAUCGGCCAAGCUCUGCUUCACAGUGCGUAGCUGGUAUUGCCUGUGCAGAGAUUCCAGUAAACCAAUGGCCUGAACUCAUUCCUCAGCUGGUAGCUAACGUCACAAACCCUAACAGCACAGAGCACAUGAAAGAGUCAACAUUGGAAGCAAUUGGUUAUAUCUGUCAAGACAUUGACCCAGAACAGCUGCAGGAUAAAUCCAAUGAGAUCCUGACAGCCAUAAUCCAGGGAAUGAGGAAAGAGGAACCUAGUAAUAAUGUGAAGCUGGCAGCUACCAAUGCACUCCUGAACUCAUUGGAGUUCACCAAAGCAAACUUUGACAAAGAGUCUGAAAGGCACUUUAUUAUGCAGGUAGUCUGCGAGGCAACCCAGUGUCCAGAUACAAGGGUUCGAGUAGCUGCGUUACAGAAUUUGGUGAAGAUCAUGUCCCUCUAUUAUCAGUACAUGGAAACAUACAUGGGUCCAGCUCUCUUUGCUAUCACAAUUGAAGCAAUGAAAAGUGACAUCGAUGAAGUAGCCCUUCAGGGAAUAGAAUUCUGGUCCAACGUGUGUGAUGAGGAAAUGGAUUUGGCUAUUGAAGCAUCAGAGGCAGCAGAACAGGGACGACCCCCGGAGCAUACCAGCAAGUUUUAUGCCAAGGGAGCACUACAGUAUCUGGUCCCGAUCCUCACACAAACUCUAACAAAACAGGAUGAAAAUGAUGAUGAUGAUGACUGGAAUCCCUGUAAAGCAGCAGGGGUUUGCCUCAUGCUCCUGGCUACUUGCUGUGAAGAUGACAUUGUCCCUCAUGUAUUACCCUUCAUAAAAGAACACAUUAAGAACCCUGAUUGGCGGUAUAGAGACGCAGCUGUCAUGGCUUUUGGAUGCAUCUUGGAAGGCCCAGAACCCAAUCAGCUCAAACCACUAGUGAUUCAGGCAAUGCCCACUCUCAUAGAAUUAAUGAAAGAUCCCAGUGUGGUAGUUCGAGAUACAACUGCCUGGACUGUGGGCAGAAUCUGUGAGCUGCUCCCUGAGGCUGCCAUCAAUGAUGUCUACCUUGCUCCUCUACUGCAGUGUCUGAUUGAAGGCUUAAGUGCUGAACCCAGAGUGGCUUCCAACGUGUGCUGGGCUUUUUCUAGUCUGGCUGAAGCUGCCUAUGAAGCUGCAGAUGUUGCUGAUGAUCAGGAAGAACCAGCUACCUACUGUUUAUCUACUUCAUUUGAACUCAUAGUCCAGAAGCUCCUAGAGACCACAGACAGACCUGAUGGACAUCAGAACAACCUGAGGAGUGCUGCAUAUGAAGCCCUGAUGGAAAUAGUGAAAAACAGUGCCAAAGACUGUUAUCCUGCAGUCCAGAAAACAACUUUGGUCAUCAUGGAGCGGCUGCAGCAAGUACUGCAGAUGGAGUCUCACAUCCAGAGCACAUCAGACAGAAUCCAAUUCAAUGACCUUCAAUCUUUGCUCUGUGCUACUCUUCAGAAUGUUCUCCGGAAAGUCCAACACCAGGAUGCUUUGCAGAUUUCUGAUGUGGUCAUGGCAUCCUUGCUGAGGAUGUUCCAGAGCACAGCUGGGUCUGGUGGGGUUCAAGAAGAUGCCCUGAUGGCCGUGAGCACAUUGGUAGAAGUGUUGGGUGGUGAAUUCCUGAAAUACAUGGAUGCCUUUAAACCCUUCUUGGGCAUUGGUUUGAAGAAUUAUGCUGAGUACCAGGUUUGUUUGGCAGCUGUGGGCCUGGUGGGAGACUUGUGCCGAGCCCUGCAGUCCAACAUUUUACCUUUCUGUGAUGAGGUGAUGCAGCUGCUCUUGGAGAACUUGGGAAAUGAAAAUGUCCACAGGUCUGUCAAGCCACAGAUUCUGUCAGUAUUUGGGGAUAUUGCCCUUGCCAUUGGGGGAGAGUUUAAGAAGUACCUUGAGGUGGUAUUGAAUACUCUCCAGCAGGCCUCCCAAGCCCAGGUGGAUAAGUCGGACUACGACAUGGUGGAUUAUCUGAAUGAGCUAAGGGAAGGGUGCUUGGAAGCCUACACCGGAAUCAUCCAGGGAUUAAAGGGAGACCAGGAGAAUGUGCACCCGGAUGUGAUGCUGGUGCAGCCCCGAGUAGAAUUUAUUCUUUCCUUCAUUGAUCACAUUGCUGGGGAUGAGGAUCACACAGAUGUAGUAGUAGCUUGUGCUGCUGGACUGAUAGGAGACUUAUGUACAGCUUUUGGGAAGGAUGUACUGAAAUUAGUAGAGGCCAGACCCCUGAUCCAUGAACUGUUAACUGAAGGACGAAGAUCCAAGACGAACAAAACAAAAACCCUUGCUACCUGGGCAACAAAAGAACUGAGGAAAUUGAAGAAUCAAGCUUGAUCUGUUACCAUUGGGAUGACACCCGAGACCCCCACUGGAAAUCUCCAAUCUUUUGAAAAACCCGGAAGUGAGGAGUGUGCACGGAUGCUGAAUGUUUGGGAAUGAGAGGAUGAGUGAGUGAGGCUUGAAAACACACCACAUUGAAAAUCCUGCCACGGCAGCAGCAGCAGCAGCCAACAGCAGCGCUGUUAGUGAGCUAAGCACUGACUUCCGUAGAAAACCAUAACAUCGGCCGUCUUGGAAAAGAGAAAAGUGACGGGAUUUAUGUGCUUUAAAAAGAGAGAGCAAGAAAGAGCUAUCUCUUCCCAAGAGAGGCUAGAACUAGCUUUUCUGUCUUUCGGCCAGUGCUGAGCGGAAUGACUAGUGUGGGAGAAAAGGGACUGGGUUCAGCUGUGGUGCUUUGUUGUUAAAGGCCUGGCCUUUGCUACUGAUGAGAGAGAUGGAGCCUGGGUCUCGAGCCCACCUUCGGUGUACCUUUGCCACACGGUACUGUACGCGUGCGGGCUAAAAGGAGGGUGAGGGAUUUUUUCAGUCUAAGAGUGAGUGUGUGUGAAUGAGGCGGUAUCCACAUUCUCAACUUCAAGUCAUUGCAGUUUAUCUUUUUCCCAGAAAAAAAAAAAGGGGUUAGACGUUACAUUUCAUAAAACUAACCGAAGUUCUGUCUACUGAUGCAGCACAAGAGAUGUAAAAAGGAAAAAAAAAAAAAAAAAAAAAAAAAAAAAGAGGAAAGUCGCUCUUUAGGGUCUUUUUUUAUUUUUAAUUUUUAGGGAAAAGCACUGACAUGUUCAGUUCCCAUCCCAAGUGACGCUUUUCAUGAUCUUUUUUCAUCAAGGCGCCUUUCCUAAUAUGGUUCAACUGUGAAUGUAGAAGGGGGGGAGUGGGGGGAGGGGAGGGGAAAGACAACUCUGGUUUAGAGGAUAUAGGAAAAAAUGAGAUUGUCAAAAACAGACUUUAAAGACAACCCAUAACCCAAACCAAAAUUUAAAUGCUCAGAAUUGGCAGCACAAAGGGAAAGCUCUCUCCUGACUUGUACUGUGACAGUCUGAACGCCCCAAAAAAUUGUGCCAAAGAAUAAAAAAAAAUAAAAAUAUAAACAUAAGAAAAAAAACCCAUAACAAACUUCAGGUAACUAUUUUGGAUUGCAAAAUGAGGAUAAAUUUAAUGUUCAAACAAAAUCUGAUAAAAUAACCAUUU
Messenger RNA from Sarcophilus harrisii (Tasmanian devil), 4252 nucleotides. It is a transcript of the gene KPNB1, whose product is annotated as karyopherin subunit beta 1. NCBI's taxonomy places the organism in Eukaryota, Metazoa, Chordata, Mammalia, Dasyuromorphia, Dasyuridae. The transcript has 22 exons. The record is from RefSeq and is a predicted model, not a curated record. Bases 428 to 3058 code for a protein of 876 amino acids. Gene Ontology annotation, cellular component: nucleus; cytoplasm. Gene Ontology annotation, molecular function: small GTPase binding; nuclear import signal receptor activity. Gene Ontology annotation, biological process: protein import into nucleus.